Brachypodium distachyon (stiff brome) is the source of this 1115-nucleotide messenger RNA. RefSeq names its product 50S ribosomal protein L9. Gene Ontology annotation, cellular component: ribosome; mitochondrion. Gene Ontology annotation, molecular function: structural constituent of ribosome. The record is from RefSeq and is a predicted model, not a curated record. Gene Ontology annotation, biological process: translation. Bases 73 to 681 code for a protein of 202 amino acids. The transcript is spliced from 6 exons. NCBI's taxonomy places the organism in Eukaryota, Viridiplantae, Streptophyta, Magnoliopsida, Poales, Poaceae.
UCCCUCAACCUCCUCUUCUUCUCUUCCUCCCCGAGGCGGCGCCGCCGCACUCUCCCUGCCCGACGACGCACCAUGGCCUCCGCCCGCGCCACCCUCCUCCUCCGCCGCGCCACCGCCGCUAACCCCGUGCUCUUCUCCGCCCACGGCCUCCGCUACCGCAAGCUCGAGGUCAUCCUCACCACGACGAUCGACAAGCUGGGGAAAGCGGGGGAGACGGUGCAGGUGGCGCCAGGGCACUUCCGCAACCAUCUCAUGCCCAAGAUGCUCGCCGUCCCAAACAUCGACAAGUUCGCCAUACUCAUCCGCGAGCAACGCAAGCUUUACCAACGUGAAGAGGAGGAGGUUGUCAAAGAAGUCACAAAGGAAGAUGAUGAUGCUCGGCAACAGGAAGAGCAACUGAAGGAGUAUCAGGCAGCAGCAAAGCGGCUUGACAAUGCUCUCUUGGUGUUGAGGCGGUUCAUCUCCGAAGGGAACGAAUUGCGCAAUCCUGUUACGAAGGAUGAAAUUGUUUCUGAGGUGGCAAGGCAACUCAAUAUCAACAUCCAUCCUGACAAUGUGCACCUGCUGUCACCAUUGUCAUCCCUUGGAGAAUUUGAGCUGCCCCUUCGCUUGCCGAGGGAUAUACCACGGCCGGAAGGCAAGCUACAAUGGACUCUCAAUGUCAAGAUCAGGAGACCCUAAGGCCUAAGAACUCUCAGUGGGCAAUCUUGUUCUCCCUCCAAGUUGCUGAAUGAUAUCGAGGGACUAUUGCAGCCUUGAGAUGAAGAGACACACUGAAAUAGAUCUUCAAACUGGAACCUUUUGCCUUUAGAAUUUCCUUGGCCCAUCGUUCUUGGGUGGGAUGAUAUGAUCGGCCUUCCAUUCUUGUGAAUGUUAAGAAACGCCGAAUAAUUUGUUUGAAUUAGGGUGUGUAGCAUGGACUCAACAAUUGUUGUAUUGUUGUUGACUUUAUUCAUAUUCUUGGCUUGUUAGUGUGAAAGGAGAGGGAUAUAAAGAAACAAAGAAAGGCUGCGAUUGCAAGGCAUCCUUCAAAAGGAGAGGCAGGGAGCGAAAGCUUGCAUCAGUGGUGUCGUUGUCAUAAUAAGAAAAUGGCAGUCUCCAUCAUGUUUUUAAUC